Messenger RNA from Orussus abietinus, 2600 nucleotides. RefSeq names its product serine protease 42. Gene Ontology annotation, molecular function: serine-type endopeptidase activity. Gene Ontology annotation, biological process: proteolysis. Bases 106 to 1446 code for a protein of 446 amino acids. The transcript has 6 exons. Lineage: Eukaryota; Metazoa; Arthropoda; Insecta; Hymenoptera; Orussidae. The record is from RefSeq and is a predicted model, not a curated record.
GGUCGAGAGUUCUUACCAGGGUCGCGUUAAUCGCUCAGUCUCUCUCGCAGUGGCCGAUACCCUCCUCUAACAGUUUCGAUCUCAGCACAGUGCUCGAGGAAGAAGAUGUUGGCUCUAAAAGCCCUGACGAUUGGACUUUUGGUCAGCCUGAGUCUCGCUGCUCCACAAGGUGACUUGGAUAGUCUGAUUUCGGAUGUUUUUAACACUGGACAGCCUGGACAAGCUGGACAGCCUGGACAGCCUGGAAAAUCUGGACAACCUGGACAACCUGGACAAUUUGGACAAAACGGUAUACUUGACAAUGCUGCAGGUGUUGCGGAAGUCACCCCAACAAGCGUACCUGGGACCAUCUUGGGCUCGCAGAAUCAGAAGAACCAGGGCCAGGAUAGUUGCGAAUGCGUUCCCUACUAUCAGUGCCAAAACGGCAGCAUCCUGGACAACGGGAUUGGCAUAAUCGACAUCAGGUCCGGUUUUGGUGAUAGCUCCUCGGAAUCUCCACGGAUACAGGGAGCUUGCGACAAUUAUUUAGACAUUUGUUGUAAGGCUCCGGAUCUAUCGGAUGUCAAGAUCACCCCUAAGCCGAAUGUGCGGAAGGGUUGCGGCCAAAGGAAUCCUGACGGCGUUGGCUUCAGGAUCACUGGACAGACCGACAACGAGGCUCAAUUCGGGGAGUUCCCGUGGAUGGUGGCAAUCCUGAGGGAGGAAGUCAUCGGGAACAACGCCCAGAAGUUGAACGUCUACCAAUGUGGAGGAGCGUUGAUUCAUACGAGAGUCGUCCUUACGGCUGCUCACUGCGUUAAUGGGAAAGAGGCUUCGCAGUUAAAGGUCCGUGCAGGUGAAUGGGACACGCAGACCAAGAACGAGAUCUUCCCUCACCAGGAUCGCGACGUGGAGAGGAUCAUCGUCCACGAGAAGUUCCACUCCGGUGCUCUCUUCAACGAUGUCGCUCUUCUCAUCCUUUCUCAGCCCGUGGAGCUUGCUGAGAACGUAGAUGUCGUCUGUCUGCCUGAUACAGGGGCCGUCUUCGAUGGAUCUCGUUGCUACGCCAGUGGAUGGGGCAAAGACGUUUUUGGAAAGGAGGGUCAUUACCAGGUGAUCCUGAAGAGGGUGGAUCUUCCCGUAGUCCCCCAUGACACGUGUCAAAAUUCCCUUCGGCAAACUCGCCUUGGAAAGUACUUCAUCUUGGACAGGAGUUUCAUCUGUGCCGGUGGUGAAUCCGGGAAGGACACUUGCAAGGGUGACGGAGGUAGUCCUUUGGUGUGUCCUCUCAGCAACGAUCCCAGCCGAUACGUGCAAGCAGGAAUCGUCGCCUGGGGAAUCGGCUGCGGCGAAAAUCAGACUCCAGGAGUUUACGCGAAUAUCGCUCUUGCCCGACAAUGGAUCGACGAGCAGAUGGUCUUCAACAAACUGGACAUCUCUUCUUACCAGUACAACUCUCAAGUCUAGGCUAGCCGAGCUGUGUAUUACGAUGGCUUCGAAUAGAAUAAUAUUUUCGAGAGCUUUCUUGGUCUCUUGGAAAUCUUCUUUAUGUACCUCGAAGUCGACGCUCUUCAGCUCUUGACGCCGAAAAUAUCAAAAUUUUAACAUUUAAGGUGAUAUGAAAGUGAGAUCCGAGGAGUCAAUCGUUUAUGAGACUUUUCAUCGAAUUGGGUGUACCGAAUUGUUUGACAUUUUACCACUUCAAUGUGGAGACUCUAAGGAUGGUCCCGAGAUUCGAGAGAUUACAUUUUUAACGAAAUAUUACAAGAAUACUGAUAAGUGAAUUUUAAAAGAAUGAAAUUUCCCGGGUGUUUGGAGCUCCCUUAGGGUCUUCAUAUUCAUGUGGUAAGAUUUCAAAUUAUUGCGUCAUCAGUUUGGAACUUCUUAAGCAAGACUCUUCGGAUGCCAGUUUCGUAUCGUCUUAAGGUCUUCACUGAUAUCUCACGUAAGCGUAAAGAUAAGAACAACGGUAAGAACUGAUGAAUAAAAUUGGGGAAAAUUGAGUUUGCCGUCGAUGUUAGACAUUUUGACUGGCCAAUUCUUCCUGUCAUGCUUACGUUCACUGUUUUAUCAGGUAUCUGUGAAUGCUUUUUCGUUCAGGGUGUUGCUACGAAGGACGAUUCUUGCAAACAUUGUUGCUUAAAGAGGUUUAAGGCUGUUUAAAUCGAAUGGCCACUUCUCCCAUUAGGUGCUGUUCUAGGUUCCUUUAUUUCUUUUUGUUUUCUUUUCCUAGAAAUGUAGACACAAUUUAAUACCUCUCGUCUUGGAGCCUGGCUCUAUGAUGUUUUUUUCCAUUGUCAAAUUGUUAACGUUUGCGAGAGGAUAAUGGAGUAUCGAAAAAUCUCCUCAAUCUUGUCCUGUUUCUGUAUUCCAUGUAAAAUAGCCGAUUAAUUUUGGUUUCGGUUAUUUAUUGUCCUCGUGAUAUCAGUUUCCAACGAGUUAUGUCGACGUCUUGAAUUCUUUUUUGUAAGAUCUAGUCAAUGGAAUUAGACCAUUAAAUUCGUGGGUUGCAAAUGGACUUAGAAUAGUGACGGUUAGAUAAUAAUCAAGGUACAAAUUGGAAGCAUCACUUUGACGAUAAGACGUUUCGAAAUAUAUUCGUUCUACCCUGUGUCAUAUAA